AGUUAUUAACACAACAGAACCGGAGGAGCUCAUCGUCUCUGUCCACACUAGUUACAUGUCAUGUCCCGCCUCGUGUUUCCUGUGUUGGUCUGCGCCGCUCUGUGCUCGUCUGUCUUCAGCCUGUCAGUUUUCUCCGACGCUCCGCAGGCGCACAUGCUGCUCCGCUCGCGGCGAGCCAACAGCUUCCUGGAGGAGCUGAAGCCCGCCUCCAUGGAGCGCGAGUGCGUGGAGGAGAAGUGCGACUUCGAGGAGGCCCGGGAGAUUUUCCAGAGCAGGGAGGCCACGCUGGAGUUUUGGACCGUCUACACAGAUGGGAACCAGUGUGUGUCCAACAUGUGUGUUCACGGGGCGUGUGUGGAUCAGUACCAUGGCUACGCCUGCCGCUGUUUCCAUGGAUACGAAGGCAAAUACUGCAACCACAAUGUAACGGCCACCAACUGCUCGGUGGACAACGGCGACUGCGACCACGAGUGCACGGAGAGCGAGGACGGCCGGAGCAGGAGCUGCAGCUGUCUGACGGGAUACAAGCUGGAAGACAACAGCAGGAGCUGCGUCCCCAAAGGUUCCACUUCCUGCGGUCAGCUGCUGAUCAACAGGUCGGAGUACGCAGUGCCACUGGUGGAGGGGCUGCUACCCUGGACGAUUGGAGGAGAGGUGGGCAGGAAGGGGGAGAGUCCCUGGCAGGUUCUUGUUUUUAAUGCCAGAGGGAGGUUUCACUGCGGCGGCGUCCUCAUCAGUAAGAGCUGGGUCCUGACGGCAGCUCACUGCCUCGAAGGCCACCACAAGUUCAGCGUCAGACUGGGUGACUACGAGCGUUUGAAGGACGAAGGAACGGAGGUGACUCUCCAGGUCGCCCGGGCCUUCAAACACCCCAGCUACAACAGCCGGACGGUGGACAACGACAUUGCCCUGCUCCGCCUGCAGACGCCUGCCCCAUCGUCUAUAUACAUCCUGCCUGUCUGCUUGCCAGGGAGCGCCAUGGCCAAGCGGGUGCUCCACCGAAAUGGCACCAUCACCGUGGUGACGGGCUGGGGCAAGCAGGACAGCGGGAAGUACAGCUCGGCGCUGAAUGUCAUCAAGAUCCCACUAGUCAACCGUAGCGUCUGUGGCCAGCAGAUGUUCCCCCACCAGCUGUCUGAAAACGUCCUGUGUGCCGGGAUCCUGGGCCAGAGCGUGGAUGCCUGUGAGGGGGACAGUGGUGGCCCGAUGGUCACCCUGUACCGGAACACCUGGUUCCUGAUUGGCCUGGUGUCGUGGGGCGAGGGCUGCGGCCUGAAGGACAAGCUGGGCAUCUACACCAAGGUGUCCAACUACAAUCAGUGGAUCCACCAGGUCCAAGAGGAAUGGGACACGAGACAUCGUCCACAAUAACACCGAACAGAUGGUCCUGUCCACUCAGUCAAACCCACUGACACCCCCACAGCUUCAGAGAUGUCUCACAGCUUCACAAAUAAAUGGAUUUACUCUGAAAAAGCUUCUGGCUGUUUUAUUUUAAUACAGCCUAGUAGGG
This is a messenger RNA of Nematolebias whitei (Rio pearlfish), 1510 nucleotides long. RefSeq names its product protein C (inactivator of coagulation factors Va and VIIIa), a (gene proca). Gene Ontology annotation, molecular function: serine-type endopeptidase activity; calcium ion binding. The transcript is spliced from 8 exons. Lineage: Eukaryota; Metazoa; Chordata; Actinopteri; Cyprinodontiformes; Rivulidae. The coding region runs from base 61 to 1371 and encodes 436 amino acids. The record is from RefSeq and is a predicted model, not a curated record. Gene Ontology annotation, cellular component: extracellular region. Gene Ontology annotation, biological process: proteolysis; blood coagulation.